AUGCUCGCCUACUGCGUGCAAGAUGCCACCGUGGUGGACGUGGAGAAGCGGAGGAACCCCUCCAAGCAUUAUGUAUACAUUAUCAACGUGACUUGGUCCGACUCUACCUCCCAGACCAUCUACCGGAGGUACAGCAAGUUCUUUGACCUGCAGAUGCAGCUUCUGGAUAAAUUCCCCAUAGAAGGUGGCCAGAAGGACCCCAAGCAAAGGAUCAUACCCUUCCUCCCAGGCAAGAUCCUCUUCCGGAGAAGCCACAUCCGGGAUGUAGCUGUGAAGAGGCUGAAGCCCAUCGACGAAUACUGCCGGGCGCUGGUCCGGCUCCCUCCCCACAUUUCACAGUGUGAUGAAGUCUUUCGUUUCUUCGAGGCCCGACCUGAGGAUGUCAACCCCCCAAAAGAAGAUUAUGGCAGUUCCAAGAGGAAAUCAGUGUGGCUGUCCAGCUGGGCUGAGUCUCCCAAGAAGGACGUGACAGGUGCCGACACCAACGCCGAGCCCAUGAUCCUGGAACAGUACGUGGUGGUGUCCAACUAUAAGAAGCAAGAGAACUCAGAGCUGAGCCUCCAGGCCGGGGAGGUGGUGGAUGUCAUCGAGAAGAACGAGAGCGGAUGGUGGUUUGUUAGCACCUCCGAGGAGCAGGGCUGGGUCCCUGCCACCUACCUAGAGGCCCAGAAUGGGACCCGGGAUGACUCAGACAUCAACACCUCCAAGACCGGGGAAGUGUCCAAGAGACGCAAGGCCCAUCUGCGGCGCCUGGAUCGCCGGUGGACCCUGGGCGGGAUGGUCAACAGGCAGCACAGCCGAGAAGAGAAGUAUGUCACCGUUCAACCUUAUGUCAGCCAAAGCAAGGACGAGAUUGGCUUUGAGAAGGGUGUCACCGUGGAGGUGAUCCGGAAGAAUUUGGAGGGCUGGUGGUAUAUCAGAUACCUGGGCAAAGAGGGCUGGGCACCAGCAUCCUACCUAAAGAAAGCCAAGGAUGACCUGCCAACCCGGAAAAAGAAUCUGGCGGGCCCCGUGGAGAUCAUUGGGAACAUCAUGGAGAUCAGCAACCUGUUAAACAAGAAGACGUCUGGGGACAAGGAGACUCCACCAACUGAAGGCGAAGGCUCUGAGGCCCCCAUUGCCAAAAAGGAGAUAAGCUUGCCCAUCCUGUGCAAUGCUUCCAAUGGUAGUGCCCUCGGUGUCCCUGAGAGGACCGUCUCCAAACUGGCCCAGGGCUCUCCAGCUGUGGCCAGGAUUGCCCCUCAGAGGGCCCAGAUCAGCUCCCCAAAUCUAAGGACAAGACCUCCACCACGCCGAGAAUCCAGCUUGGGGUUCCAGCUGCCGAAGCCACCAGAGCCCCCUUCUGUCGAGGUGGAGUACUACACCAUUGCCGAGUUCCAAUCGUGCAUCUCUGACGGGAUCAGCUUCCGUGGUGGACAGAAGGCAGAGGUCAUCGACAAGAACUCGGGCGGCUGGUGGUACGUGCAGAUCGGUGAGAAGGAGGGCUGGGCCCCUGCGUCCUACAUCGAUAAGCGCAAGAAGCCCAACCUGAGCCGCCGCACGAGCACAUUGACACGGCCCAAGGUCCCGCCGCCAGCACCCCCCAGCAAGCCCAAGGAGACCGAGGAGGGUCCUGUGGGUGCCAACGAGAGCCAGGAUUCCCCACUGAAGCUCAAGUACGAGGAGCCCGAGUAUGACAUCCCCGCCUUUGGCUUUGACUCCGAGCCGGAGCUGAAUGAGGAGCCCACAGAGGACAGAGGCUCAGGAGACCGGAAGCCUGCCCAGCCCCGUAGACCCUCACCUGCCUCCUCCCUGCAGCGGGCCCGCUUCAAGGUGGGCGAGUCUUCAGAAGACGUGGCCCUGGAAGAGGAGACCAUCUAUGAGAAUGAGGGCUUCCGGCCAUAUGCAGAGGACGCUCUAUCGACCAGAGGCUCCUCUGGGGACAGUGACUCCCCAGGUGGCUCCUCACUGUCCCUUGCCAGGAAAAACUCGCCCAAGUCGGGCUCCCCAAAGUCAUCAUCGCUCCUGAAGCUCAAGGCAGAGAAGAACGCCCAGGCUGAACUGGGGAAAAACCACUCCUCGGCCUCCUUUUCCUCGUCCAUCACCAUCAACACCACCUGCUCCUCCUCUUCCUCCUCUUCCUCCUCCCUGUCAAAGAACAGUGGUGACCUGAAGCCCCGCUCUGCCUCGGACGCAGGCAUCCGUGGUACUCCCAAGGUCGGGGCCAAGAAGGACACUGAUAUGAGGGCUGGGCUGACCUCCUGUGCCCGGGCCAAGCCAUCUGUCCGGCCUAAGCCCUUCCUGAACCGGGCAGAGUCACAGAGUCAAGAGAAGAUGGACAUCAGCACUUUACGACGCCAACUGAGACCCACAGGCCAGCUCCGGGGGGGCCUCAAGGGCUCAAGGAGUGAGGAUUCAGAGCUGCCCCCACAUACAGCCUCCGAGGGGCCCAGUGAGGGGGCCAGGAGAGGCUCAGCCGACAUCAUCACCCUCCCGGCCACUGCUCUCCCGUGUACCCCCAAGAAGGAGUGGGAAGGGCCAGCCACCUCCUAUGUGACAUGUAGCGCCUACCAGAAGGUCCAGGACUCGGAGAUCAGUUUCCCUGCCGGCGUGGAGGUGCAGGUGCUGGAGAAGCAGGAGAGUGGCUGGUGGUAUGUGAAGUUUGGGGAGCUGGAGGGCUGGGCCCCUUCCCACUACUUGGUGCCCGAUGAGAACGAGCAGACUAACACCCCUGGCAAAGAGCAGGAUGUGCUAAAGAGCAGGCAGAAUGAGGGCAAGUCAGACAGCCUGGAGAAGAUCGAGAAGCGGGUGCAGGCGCUCAACACCGUCAACCAGAGCAAGAGGGCCACACCGCCUAUCCCCUCCAAGCCCCCGGGAGGCUUUGGCAAGACAUCAGGUGCUGUGGCGGUGAAGAUGAGAAACGGUGUGCGACAGGUAGCAGUCAGGCCCCAGUCGGUGUUUGUGUCCCCACCACCCAAAGACAACAACCUGUCCUGUGCCCUGCGAAGGAAUGAGUCACUCACAGCCACCGACAGCCUGCGAGGCGUCCGCAGGAACUCCUCCUUCAGCACAGCACGCCCAGCGGCCGCGGAGGCCAAGGGUCGCCUGGCGGAGCGGGCCGCCAGCCAGGGCUCCGACUCACCCCUGCUGCCCACACAGCGCAAUGGCAUCCCUGUGUCCCCUGUGCGCCCCAAGCCCAUCGAGAGGUCCCAGUUCAUCCACAAUAACCUCAAAGAUGUGUACGUCUCUAUUGCAGACUAUGAGGGGGAUGAGGAGACCGCGGGCUUCCAGGAGGGGGUGUCCAUGGAGGUACUGGAGAGGAACCCCAAUGGCUGGUGGUACUGCCAGAUCCUGGAUGAUGUGAAGCCCUUCAAAGGCUGGGUGCCCUCCAACUACCUGGAGAAAAAGAACUAACCGAGGUUGUGCAGUCACUCCAGCCUCUGUGCCACUGUACCCGCCACUGGAUGAGCAGUGACAUGCAGACCAAAGGGGAAGGACAAAAUGGGAGGGGGUGGGGG
Molecule: messenger RNA, 3497 nt
Organism: Marmota flaviventris (yellow-bellied marmot)
Lineage: Eukaryota; Metazoa; Chordata; Mammalia; Rodentia; Sciuridae
Gene: Sh3pxd2a
Product: SH3 and PX domains 2A
Biological process (GO): superoxide anion generation
Cellular component (GO): cytoplasm
Molecular function (GO): protein binding; phosphatidylinositol binding; superoxide-generating NADPH oxidase activator activity
Source: RefSeq, a predicted model, not a curated record